GCCGCGACGACGGUAAUGGGCAGUCGUACACCAAACUCCUCCGGCAGGGUAUGAGUGGCGACGAAGGCGAUGGCGGCGUGAAUCUAUCGUUCGAGCUGUGUAGCAGGAGGUCGUCGGCCGCCUCGCGAAUGGUCAUCAUCAACAACCAUCCCGACGACGACGGUGGGCAAGUGAUGGUUGUUGCGAGGUCAUCAAAGUCUCCAACGUCGGUCCGAGAGGCGUCGGGGAACAACAGGGAUCCUCCGAGGCAGCAAUAUCAGUCGUCGUCUGUGUCGAGGGGUGCCUCGGCUCACCUCCUGUGGAUGCAGUCUCCGUCUCCCCUGUCCGCCAGUUCGACUGCCGCCCGCCGUCGAGGCGAAUGCGGGGAGACGGAUUGUGGCAUCGCCGAUGUUGGUGAUGCACGCGGAGGGAGGGAGGUGUGGGCAGAACAGCGACGGACACUUCAUCCACGGCGGGAGGAAUCCAUAACUCUAGGGGUGCAGCGACUGCAUGUGGGGGAGGAGGAAAACGACUGCGAUGCACCUCCGGUGGGCGCGAACGAUCAGGAGUGGAACGACGACGACGGCGAAGGUUGGGAGGACGACGCAGGCUACGUAUCGUCGUUCAAGCAAAGCAGCACGGGAGGGAGGGGCGGGAAGACGAGGGCGUGUGCCCGCAAUGAUCAUUGGGGAAAAAGGCGGCGGGGAACGGGAGCGAUGUCAAAGAUGACGAUGAUGCGGAAGGAGGUCAGGUUGAAGAAGGUGGGCGUCGACAGAGAAGCAAAACGGUGCGGGAAGAAGUGGGACAAUUUGAUGCAGCAGUUCAAGAAGGUGCAUCACUUCCAAGGUUUGUCUGGGAAACAGGACUUCUUCCAAUUCUCUGGGAAAGAGAGGUUGUCGAAGGGCUUCAAUUUCAACAUGGAUCGUGCGGUUUACGACGAGAUACUGGGGUCGACUGCCAAGAGUCACACCAUAAACCCGAAGAACAUCGCCGACACUGGUGCUCCGGGUGGCGUGCGUCUGUCGUCCGCCACUUCUGCGGAUCCUAAAUCUGUGGGCGAUUGGGACGGUCGUGCAGGGCACGACGACAACGAGGACGGGUCGACGAGAGGUUCUUCUCAAACGACGGGAAGCCCAACCAGUUUCGGCAAGAGGAAGAGCACGAGGCAACAAACUUUCGACGCGCUGACGGAAUGCAUGGAGAAGCACGGGGCUCUGGUGCCGUUGACGAUGAAGAGCAACAGCAAGCGGCAGUGCUCCAUCCAAAUCCGGCAGUGCGAGGCGUUGGAAGCGGAGGUCGAAGUGCAGAAAAAACACUACGCAAGUCGGAACUUGUAUACCACCCACUAUCUGCAGGGUGCAGAAGAGGGUGUGGUGAUCAACCGCCUUGGCGAUUGUCUAGCGUCGAGGGUUUAACCCCUCAAGGCGAGUGUCAGUCGACACUUGAAUGUCGAAACG
Molecule: messenger RNA, 1436 nt
Organism: Chara braunii
Lineage: Eukaryota; Viridiplantae; Streptophyta; Charophyceae; Charales; Characeae
Source: the annotation of a GenBank genome assembly